Molecule: messenger RNA, 1156 nt
Organism: Solanum tuberosum (potato)
Lineage: Eukaryota; Viridiplantae; Streptophyta; Magnoliopsida; Solanales; Solanaceae
Source: RefSeq, a predicted model, not a curated record
UUCAUCAUCUUCCUCACUCACUCAAAAACCAAAAAACUCUAAAAAGCUCUGUUUCUUUCACUGCGAAACUUCUAAAAAAAAUGUCGAAGGACGUAAUUGAAGAAGGGCAAGCUCAUCAUCAUGGAAAGGACUAUGUUGACCCUCCUCCAGCUCCUCUUCUUGACAUGGCUGAGCUUACCAAAUGGUCUUUUUACAGAGCUGUUAUAGCUGAAUUCAUCGCCACCCUUCUCUUCCUUUAUGUCACCGUUGCUACUGUUAUCGGCCACAAGAAACUCAACAAACUCAACCAAUGUGAUGGUGUUGGGAUUCUUGGAAUUGCGUGGGCUUUUGGUGGCAUGAUCUUCGUUCUUGUUUACUGUACUGCUGGAAUUUCUGGUGGUCAUAUUAACCCGGCGGUGACAUUUGGGUUGUUCUUGGCAAGGAAAGUGUCAUUGAUAAGAGCAGUUGCUUACAUAAUUGCACAGUCACUUGGUGCUAUUUGUGGUGUUGGUUUCGUUAAGUUGUUCAUGAAGCAUUACUACAACGCAGAAGGUGGAGGUGCUAACUUUGUGCAACCUGGUUACAACAAAGGAACUGCUUUGGGUGCUGAAAUUAUUGGAACUUUUGUGCUUGUUUACACCGUCUUCUCUGCUACUGACCCUAAGAGAAGCGCUCGCGAUUCCCACGUCCCUGUUUUGGCUCCUCUUCCAAUUGGAUUUGCUGUUUUCAUGGUUCAUUUGGCCACCAUCCCCAUUACUGGAACUGGUAUUAACCCAGCUAGGAGCUUUGGAGCUGCAGUUAUUUACGGCAACGAAAAAAUCUGGGAUGACCAAUGGAUAUUCUGGGUUGGACCAAUGGUGGGAGCAAUGGCAGCAGCAAUAUACCAUCAGUUUGUAUUGAGAGCUGGAGCUGUUAAAGCUUUGGGAUCUUUCCGCAGCAACCAAACCAACUAAGCAAGUUGUUAUCAACCAGCCAGAGAAGAGAAAUUUCAUUCACAAGUUCAAAUUUUUCUUGUUUAAUUGUUUGAUUUUGUGUAUGAAGAUUAAUUAAUUAAUGUAUGAACCUUUUUUUUUUAAUUUUAUUUUGUUCGUUUGGUACAGUUUCAUCUUUAAUGUUAGUUUUUGGAUGUGUAUUUAUUUGGUAUGAGAGUAGAGUUGGUGGUCUUUUCUCUUUCAAA